CACCCGACCAGGACAUCGCGCGAACGGAGCAGCGGUUAGAGUUAGAGUGCUUCUUUUUUGCGGGCGGCCCAAAUGGUGAACGUGUGCCGUAUUGUGCCGUGUAGUGUGCAAAUCGCUAGCAAUAGUUGUAAAAAUUGCAGUUUUUGGCAGAAUAACGUAGUACAGCGAGUGUGUUGUGUGGGUCUAGUGUGAAUCUAAUAGAAGCAUUCUUAACAAGAGAAGAUCCCCGCAAUCUUCUGAAGUGAGCAUUUGUUUCGUGCUCGUUUGCUGUGCCGUUCUGUAACGCGAGUGGUGGCGUGGUGGUGGUGAAUAUCUUCUGCCCUCUGCCCCAUACCGUGCCGUGCAAUGGUGACCGUUCCAAUCCGGAUCGGUCGGUUACGUGAACGUCGUAUCUCGGUGCUGGCGCGUUGGAGUGGUGUACUGCUGCUGCUGCACCUGGCGACGGGCGACGAGGAUGCAGCGCGACUGUCGCCAUUUCCGGGCAGGCACAUCGGCGUGCCAGAUCAUGGUGGGCCAGCUUAUGCAACGUAUCACACGCAAUCGGCUCCCUCGGAGGAGGUGGAAUUGACCGGAACUCAUCGCCAUGGUAGUGCUGCGGCUACCCUGGACCAGCGGCUCGAUCCCAACCAGGCCGAUCUGGUGCUGCCGAACUACGAAACGUCCUCGGUGCGUUCGGCCGCCGGUCUGCCGCCAGUGUACAAGUACACGGACAACGUGUUCCGGGUGCCGAAACGGAAGGCGAAAACUUCGCACCCGGAACCGAUGCCCAGAAAGUCUCACUCGAACCGGUCCGUCGGAACCGGUCGGGCGCCGCAGCACCAGGCCGCCGAUGCAGCGUGGUCGUCAUCCUCCACGGCAGCAGCGGUGGCGUAUGCGCCCGGCAGUGCAGCGGCACUGGUCGGGAAUCACCGUCCGGCGGAGCGGUGGUUGAGCGAGGAAAGCACCCUGUUCCAGCUGUUCACCGGUCUGUUCGAUCAUAGCAAUUGGAACAUCCUCGAGCUGAAGGCACGCGUCAGCGAACAGUGUGCGGCCCACGUGGGCCUGUACUUGCGCGAUCUACGCCGCCAGCGAGGCUGGGCGUUGAAGGCGAGCGAUUCCAGCGGCCGGUACGGUGGGCAGUACUUCUUCGGCAACGAGUUCUGGAUGGGUUCGCUCACGUUCUGCGACGAGGUGAACCGUGUGCUGCGGCUCACCCCGAUGCCACCGGGCGCCCGCCAGCUGGAGAUGCGGUUUUUCGUCGCCAAAAUUUCGGUCCAGCUCGAACGAUUGCUCUCCGCACAGUCCAGCUCGAUCCUGCUGGGCCAGUGUCUGCCCAAGUCCUGCACGAUAGACGACAUCUCGGAGCUGCUACGCAGCGAUCCAAUACUGAGCCUGCUGAACAACAGCACCCUGAACGUGGUGGCUACCGGCGGGACUGCUGUGAGCGCGCUCACCAUCGCCCACGUGCGUCCCGUCCCUGGCAGCUACAAUCUGUGGAGCGAUCCGAAAGUGUUUGCACUGUUCACGGUCCUAACGGUGAUGGGCGCGGUCAUAGUGUACGCGUCCUGCGGUACCGGUGUGGAUGGAAAGCCGAAGGCAGCACGGUACUCGAAGAAGGCGCACGGUCCGCCGCUUGGUGCCGAGGGGAACCACCACAUCAAGCGCGAGUGCGGUGACGGCGGUGGCCGCAUGGGAGAUGCGCUCGAGAUGCACAAAAUCAACGUGGAAAGCAACAACAAUGUGGCGGGCGGUAAUGGGCAGCAGGCACCGGCUGCUGCGGACGGCGCGCUGUACAAGGAUCGCAAGGGAACACGAUUCUCACUGCACGACAUCCUGGCCUGCUUCAAUGUGGGACCGAAUGCAGCCUCCAUCCUGUCGGUGGAACGUGCCAACGAGGAUUCGCUGACGUGUGUGCAUGGUUUGCGGCUCUACUCGCUGCUGUGGACCGUGCUCGUCCACACCUAUCUGCAGCUGUUUGCCGUGUCGGAAAAUCGAUUCGGGCGCAAGAUUGCAGAACGUUCCUUCCUGUAUCAGCUCGUCGGCAAUGCAUCCUUCUCGGUCGACACGUUCUUCUUCAUUAGCGGCCUGUUGAUCGUGUACCUGUAUCUCAAAUCGGUGUCGAAAUCGGGCCAACCGACCACGGGCAAGCAGGCGGAGGAGCGGGCCAGCCCAGCUGCUGCGGCCGGUACCGGGCCCCGUGAACCAUCGACGGGCGGUGCACACCGAGAUGCAACCCUUGGGGUAGCGACGCGUAAAGUUAGCCUUUCGAUCUUAUACCGUUACCUGCGGCUAACUCCCGUCUACUGGUUUACGAUUGUGACGAACGAAAUCAUCCUAAAAUGGACGUACGAUCGAUCCGUAUUCACGCCCGGCAUCAUCGAUCACAUUACCUGCGAUCGGUUCUGGUGGCGCAACAUUCUCUACGUCAACAACUGGUUCCCGUUCACUGAGAUGUGCAUGAUCUGGUCCUGGUACCUGGCGAACGAUAUGCAGUUCUACGUCAUCGCGAUCGUGCUGCUGAUGAUUUCCUCCAGAAAUUUCCGCCUCGCCGCCGGUCUGCUGUUCCUGUGCCUGGGCGGUUCGUGGCUGCUGUCGAUCUACUUUUCGCUGCACUAUCGCUACACGUACAAGGUGGCGGAUCCGUUCGAAUCGUUCGACAUUCUGUACGACAAACCGUGGCAGCGUAUCGGACCGUACAUCGUCGGCAUGAUAACGGGCUACAUUUUACACCGGCGUCCAAAUGCACCGAGGAUCGUGCCACCGUUGCGGCUGCUGCUGUGGACCAUUUCCACCGGGACGCUGAUUGCGCUGAUCUUUGGCGUGUGGAACGGUGAGCUAAGCGUACACUGGACGGCUUGGUAUGUCAGCGUUGGACACACGGCCUGGGGUUUGGCGCUGAUGUGGAUCACGCUGUCCUGCUGCUGGGGCUACUCGCCCUUUGUGAACGGGCUCCUCUCGUACCGGGGGUUCUUCCCGCUGAGCCGGCUCGCCUACUGCACCUACCUGAUCCAUCCGGUCGUCAUGAUGGCUACCUCGUUCCAGCUCGAGGCACCGAUGCACCUGCAGCACGUCAUCAUCAUCACGGCCUUCUUCGGUAAUGCGGUCAUCUCGUUUCUGAUCGCGUUCGGAAUGUCACUAAUGUUCGAAGCGCCAGUCAUUAAGCUGUUAAAGCUGUUCUUCCAGAAAGCACAGUGAAACAGUCUUUCUCAAAUGAAAGACACACAGACACCGACAGACAGACAAAUCGACAGACCGAAAAUACAAUCGCACGCGUACGCGUGACGCGCGUGUCCACUCAAACGAACUGACCCUAUUUAGCUGGAGUACAGUUUUCACGGUCAUCUUAAGAAGCGGCCGCGUGUGCCCAAAUCGCGACCCGGGGAAGGUGGAAAACAUAAAAACCAAUCGCAGUCGACCAUGGAGAAAGUGAGUCGCACGAGAGCGCGUUUUGGUGGGAGCCGGGAAAAGAGUGUGAGAGAGAGAGAGAGACAGCCGUGGUGUGAUGGUGCGUGGUUGGAAAAAUGGCUAUCGUGCAAUCGAGAGAGGAAACACUUCUGCGGCAUGUGAUCGGUAUUUCAAGCUCGCCAUCAUCAUCAUCAGCAUACACAUCAUCAUCACCAUCAUCAUCAGCGACCUAGCAGCAUCAUCUUCAGCGUUGAGUGUAUUUUACGGAGGCGCGUGUCAAAGACUGAUCGGGAAAAUUUGUGUGUUUCUUUUGCUUUGUACAUUGUUUCGCUUGCUCCAAUCCUGCCCCGCGCCAGUCUCGACCUUCUUUACCCUCCCCGUCCAUCUUGUUUAUGUGUUUGUUGCCAUCUUUAAUUUGGCUGUUUAUUUAUGGCGCUUUCCGUGCUCUGUGUUCCCUGUUUUUUCCCGAACAAACUUUUAAUCGUAUCAAUCCAUACUUCUGCUCACCGAAACAAUGGCAUCGGAAAACAAAUAGCUGUUGACACGCGGAAGUGGGCCGUAAAGGGGGGAAAAAUAACAUGCGUAACGUGCAAAUUGUGUUCCGAUUGGGUUCGGGAAUUGGAGACGUGAAUUUUGCGCUGUUAUUGUUGUUGUGUGUUGCGCCAAACCAUGCGCCAUUGGUAAUUGACUUUGUAAAUGUGUGACUACCACAGCGUGUUUUGGUGUGUUCCAGGGCAAGUGAAGACCAUCACGGUGCGUACAAUACCAACUAACACGUUACGUUUAGGUUAGAAUGUUUCAUUGGAUAGUUUUUAUGUGUGAUGUAAGCUGUAGAUUAACGGUAACAAUCAACAAUAAACAACCUUUUCAACAAAACAUUUUUG
Molecule: messenger RNA, 4268 nt
Organism: Anopheles merus
Lineage: Eukaryota; Metazoa; Arthropoda; Insecta; Diptera; Culicidae
Product: O-acyltransferase like protein
Exons: 13
Coding region: 346-3174 (942 amino acids)
Molecular function (GO): acyltransferase activity, transferring groups other than amino-acyl groups
Source: RefSeq, a predicted model, not a curated record